AUGAGAAGUUUUCCUCUUAGAUUCAUAGCUUAAAGAACUACAUAACUAUUCAGAUCAAAUUAAUCCCUUUUUAAAUUAAUGCCUUCUAGAAUAAUUAGAUAUCAUUAUUCAUAAGAGUUCAUUCAUAAUAAUAAUAAUAAUAAUAAUUAAGAUUAAAGCAAAAAAGAAAAUAAAACUAUAGAUAUUCAACCUUAGUAUAUGAUAGAUUUAUUCUAAAAGUUGAUUGUCUUAAGAAAAGAAGAAUUAACUGAAAUUAAUUGUAUAUCAUAAUUAGAUAUUUGUAGAAGAAAAUAUGGUCACAACUUUAGAAUAAUUAGUACCUUUUAUUGAAAAUUUCAACAUUCAUUAAUUAGAAUAUUUUUUAAUAUUAGCAAAUGAGAUUAUUACAGUUGAUAAUAAACUUACUGAUAAAUUAUAUGAAUAAAAUAAACAUCUCUUAUAUUCAGAGUAUAAUUUUAAUAUUAUUAUUAUUAAUAGAUAAUCUGAUUUCAAUUAGAGUUUAAAAAUUUUAGCAUUAUUGAUUGAAAAUCCACUUGAAGAAUAAUAAUUAGAAAAUAUAAUCAAAAUGAUAUUUACAAUACUUGAAAUUCCAGAUCUUGAUUCAUCAACUCUUGCUUAUUCUAUAUAUGUUUAUGGUCUUAUAGUUAAAUAAUAUAAAAUUGAAUCAACAGAAUUCUUUUAAUCAAUAACUAGACAUUUAAAAAAAAUUGAUUAAGAUUAUAUAGAAAUUAUGAAUAAAGAUAAAAAAGAUUCAUAAUUUAUUAAUUUCACAUAAUAAGACCUCAAAUUAUUAGCAUUAGGAUUACAUUUAGGUGGAUGUUAAAAUACUGAUCUUUCAAAGUAUAUAUCAAUAAAAGCAUAAAGUAUAUUUAUAGAAAUAUCUAAUCUAAUAAUAAUAUCUAAAUUUUUAUUAAAAUAAGAAAUAAUUAAUGAAGAAUUCUUAAUUUUCUUUAAAUAAUAAUUAGAUAAAUCAAAGAAUUAGAUUUAAUCAGAUGAUAUUUUAUAAUUAAUUAUUGCUAUUAAAUAAAUGAAAUAACCAGAUUAAGAAAUAUUAGAAUUUAUUAUUAAAGAAUUCUUGAAAACUAAAGAUUAAUUUAAUUUAGGUGAUAAAGCAUUUUUGUAUCAAAAGAUGGCAUAAAUGCAUUGUAAAUCUUAAGAAUUAUGGAAUCAAUUUGGAUUGGAAAUUUAAGAAAUUACAGAUAAAUGUGAAUGGUUUGAUGCAUGUUUUAUGUUUUAUUGUAUUUUUGAUGUAUUCUAAUUUUAUAUUAUUUAGGUAUUUGAAUACUUACCUUAAAAUUGUUAAGAACAUAUAUUUAAUUAUAUAAUAGGGCAUUAGAAUGAAAUUGAUGGGGAAAUGAAGGAAUUAUUAUUCCAAAAAUUAUAGGAAAAAGGUAUUAUUACAGAUAAAGAUAUUGAGGAUUCAAAAUAGUAUAAAUGAAU
Paramecium pentaurelia is the source of this 1440-nucleotide messenger RNA. The record is from the annotation of a GenBank genome assembly. Lineage: Eukaryota; Ciliophora; Oligohymenophorea; Peniculida; Parameciidae.